Molecule: messenger RNA, 2916 nt
Organism: Entrophospora candida
Lineage: Eukaryota; Fungi; Glomeromycota; Glomeromycetes; Entrophosporales; Entrophosporaceae
Source: the annotation of a GenBank genome assembly
AUGUUGCCUGAUCAACUUUUAGGGAAUUUAGAAGCUAAAAUUUCAUAUGAAAUAAACGAUAAUCCUCAUCAAUCCAUAAAGGCAAAGCAUAGUAGAUUGAAUUACACUUCAUUGAUUAGACCAUUUUUAGAAAGAAAACGUUGGAGAUAUAUAUCUUGUUUAAUAGUGGCAGUGAUUGUUUUAGCUUUAUUUCAAGGCCUUUUAACGUUUUCGGAUUUCUUACUGUCUUCAAGAAAUAAUCAUCUCCAAAUAGAAAAACAAAAUUACCAACCAGUAAAAUACAUUGGAAUACCUUCUAACGCAACAACGGAAUUAAAUAAAGCUACAAAGAUUUUUCAUGUUACAAAAGAGUUUGGAUUAGCAUCAAUGAGCGGGUUAGGUCAUGUAGUUACAGGAUUAGCAAAGGCUCAAUCUGCCAAUAGUAGAUUGGAUGUGAAUGUGAUAAUGCCUUUCUAUUCUUUUAUGAAGCCACACUAUCCAUUUCGCAAAUUUGCUCAAAUGUCAAUUGACAUUCGUAAUAAACAUGGUAAUUGGCAUCAGGUGAUUUUCAUGGUACACAGAUUUUUUUGGAAUAUAACUGAUGAUGAUGCAUUGAGUGAUGACCAAUCACAUACAUCACCACCUGGAUCAUCAUCAAGAGCUGUAACCGUUUUUGCAAUUGGCCCUGGUAAAAAAAUGAAACCUUUUAAUUUUGCUUUUAAAUCUGGUGGAGUAACUGAUAUAUAUUCAACACCAUCUGAAUUACCUCAAGAAUGGAGUGAUUUAUAUUUUUGUAAAGGUGUAGCUGAAUUAAUAGCUUAUAUGAAUAAUGACAUUGACACUCCUUUAUUUGCAAUUGAAGAAGAACGGGGUAUUGAUAUUGUGCAUAUUCAUGGUGCUACAAAUGCAUUGGUAAUAGAAUUUUUUAAUGAUUUAAUUAAAGUAGAUAAUAGAUUUAGCAAACCACCACCUGCUAUUGUUUACACUUUGCAUGAUUAUUUGGAGGAACAAUUAUAUUCAAACGAGAUUAUAAAUAUUUUAAAGUUUAUGGAUUUGAAAAAUUAUACAGCCGAAAAACCAACUUAUUUUCAUGGACAAAGAAUGUAUACAUCAUCAUUAGCAAUCGAUCAAGCAGAUUAUGUCACAUUUGUCUCAUAUACUAUGGCAAAAGAAAUGGUGGAAGGGCCAAUGGAUUUCUAUCUUAAAGAAUUGAUUAUGCCUAGCAUAUUGGAACGUGCCAGAACAGGAAAUUGGAUUGGUAUAACUAAUGGUAUUGAUAUAAUAACUUUAAAUCCAUUUAAUGACACAUUAUUAAUUGAAGCCAAUUCGAACUUUCCAAGAAACAUUAAUUCAUUCAACCCGAAUGUUCUUAUUCCUAGUAAUUUUGAGCACUACUAUAAUGAUCUGGUGACUUCUUCAAAAAUUAAUGCUAAAAGACAUUUGGUUAAAGAAGGUCUCCUUAAAGAAAAAGACCUGGACCGUGUGAUCGUAUUGUUUGUUGGCAGAUUCCAAUACAAUAAAGGUGUUCGAUAUUUCCAUGAAGCUGCUCAAAUCAUUUCACAAUUAGAUGCCAAAUUUAUAAUAAUGGGACAACCUAAUAGUUUUCCAGUGGAAAAGAUUGUUAGCAUAAGUAAAGAGUAUCCAGAUGAUGUUGUAGUUAUUAGUGAACUUGAAUUUCAAAAUAAUUGGGAUGUUUUGUAUAGAGCUGCUGCUGAUAUAUUAUUUGUACCUAGCAUAACAGAAAGUUUUGGAUUAGUGGCAGCAGAAGGAUUAUUGUUUGGAACUCCUGUAGUUAGUACAGGUGUUGGUGGAUUAAAAGAAUUUUUGAGAAAUAAAACAGACACUAUACUGCCAACAUCUUCAUCUUCUUCAUCCUCGCCACCACAAAAACCAUCAAAACAACCAUCACCGUCAAAUGACCUAAAGUUCAAUUAUAAUUCAUAUUUAUUCAAUUUGUAUGAAGGUGAUUGGUUUGAUUUUUCAGUUGAGGAAAUGAGAUUAGCAUUAAGUACAGCAAUCAAUGAUAUAAAGGAAUUGUCAAAUGAUAUUAGAAGUAAAGAAAUAUUUUUGAGAAAACUGAUUAAAGACGCUUUAAAUUUAGGUUGGAAUAGACAUGAUGGACCUGUUGAUCAAUACACAAAAAUUUACAAGAUGGCAAUUGAAAAACAUAAUUAUGAUUUAACAACAACCAUGAAGACUCAAGAUUUGAAUAAAUAUUUGUCUGAAUACAUGAAAGGACUAACCAUCAAAAGAAAAAUAGCAGCAUAUAAUAAAGCAAACAGACAGGUUGCUAUUUUAUGUAACCAUCAACAUUCUGUCAGAAAAGAUCAUGAUAAUAAAAUCAAUAGAAUCAAUGAUAGGGUUCAUGCUUUGAAAUACCAAAGAAAUAGAUGUAAAAUGGAAUUGUUGAAUCUUGAGCCCAGAUUAAAAGAGAAAGAGCCUCAACUAUUUGAACCAGAAUCAGACAUGGAAGAGGAAUGGAUAAUUGAGCAUGAGAAGCAAUUGAUGGAAAGGGAACGUUUGGCAGUUGUAAAAAAAUUUGAAAGAGAUAAUGAAAAGCUUACAAGAGAAGGAAAGUCACCUAAACCCAAUGAGAAUCUUAAACAAUUAUUAAAAAACAUUGAUGAAAAAGAGAAGGUGUUGAAGAAUGAACGAAAAUCUGGAAAGGUCAAUCCGAGAAAAGGACAAACAAUUGAAAAACUCCGGAUCCAAAUAGAGCAAUUGACAGAAUGUAUUAAAACCACCAAGUUAUCAAAACAAGAUAAAGAGGACAACAAGACAAUUGCAUUAGGCACAUCAAAAAUCCAUUACAUAGACCCACGGAUCUCUGUUGCAUGGUGCAAAAAAUAUGAUGUGCCGAUCACUAAAAUUUUCAACAAGACCCUCUGUGAAAAGUUCUGGUGGGCAUUGGAUGUAGAUGCGGAUUGGGAAUUUUAA